Messenger RNA from Trematosphaeria pertusa, 1842 nucleotides. RefSeq names its product oxalate decarboxylase oxdD. NCBI's taxonomy places the organism in Eukaryota, Fungi, Ascomycota, Dothideomycetes, Pleosporales, Trematosphaeriaceae. The coding region runs from base 359 to 1723 and encodes 454 amino acids. The transcript is spliced from 2 exons. The record is from RefSeq and is a predicted model, not a curated record. Gene Ontology annotation, biological process: oxalate metabolic process.
CAAGUCGCCAAGCAACUCCGCACACAGAUCGGGGGGGCUGGAUGUUUCCGCGACGACAACAAACCGCGGCAAUUCUAGGAUAUGGCCGGAGGAGUGACUAAAGACCAGUAACGCUGCAGAAGCAGAUGCAUUUAAUGUUUCGAGAGGACGAGUCCGCAGGGAUAAAACAAUAAUCCACGAGUAGAAAGCAGCUGGCGGGCCAAGCGAUGAAAGGAAAGCCCCGGAAAUGUCGUCAUGGGAAAAGGCCCGAGCGGGGAGCGGGAGAGUGGCCGGAAGACGUCUUAAGGAGCGCCAUACCAUCAGUCUGCGACGCGCAGAAGUUCCAGCAGAAUCGACCGAAAUCAGUUGAAGAGGAGCCAUGCAUUUCUCACCGUUGCUCGUGGUGCUGGGUGCCUGCAGCGGCGUCUCGGCCGCCCCCGUCGAGCAGCAGCCGCUAACCGGAAACGGACGUCACGCUGGGCCGCAUGGGAAGCCCUACACGCCAGAGCAUCGCGACCCGUACGAUGGGAAAAUCGACGCCAUCGGAGACAAGCUUCAGCCUCUGCCAUGGAGAAAUGGAGAUGGUGCGACCAUGCUGGGCCCACGCAACAAGCCGCGUGAGCGAGAGAACCCCGAUAUUAUCCGCCCACCUAGCACCGAUCACGGCACCAUGCAGAACAUGCGCUGGUCGUUCGCCGACUCGCAUAUCCGCAUCGAGGAAGGCGGCUGGACGCGAGAGACGACUAUCCGCGAGCUCCCUACCAGCAUAGAGCUAGCUGGCGUCAAUAUGCGACUCGAAGAGGGCGUGAUCCGAGAGCUCCAUUGGCACAAGGAGGCCGAAUGGGCUUACGUCCUGGAAGGUCGCGUCCGCAUCACUGCGCUCGACACUGAAGGUGGCAGCUUCGUCGACGAUCUCGAGAAGGGCGAUCUCUGGUACUUUCCCGCCGGCCAUCCUCACUCUCUUCAGGGACUCAGUCCCAACGGCACCGAGUUCCUUCUCAUUUUCGACGACGGCCACUUCUCCGAAGAUUCAACCUUCUUGCUGACCGACUGGGUCGCUCGGACGCCGAAGAAGGUUCUUUCAGAGAACUUCCGCGUCGCCCCGGAAGUAUUCGAAGCGACCCCGGACAAAGAAAAGUACAUCUUCCAGGGCCGCGAGCCUGACUCCAUCGAUAAGGAGCUCCCCAAAGGUAAGGGUUACAAGAAGUCCAAGCUGCAGUUCACCCACAAGAUGCUUGCUCAAGAGCCCAUGAAUACUACCGGAGGACUGGUCCGUAUCACGGACUCCACCAACUUCCCCCUCUCCAAGACAGUAGCCGCGGCACAUUUGGAUAUUCAACCGGGUGCGUUGAGGGAGAUGCACUGGCACCCGACCGCAGACGAAUGGAGCUUCUUCAUCAAGGGUCGGGCACGUGUGACCAUCUUCGCAGGUAAAGGAAACGCAAGGACAUUCGACUAUCAGGCGGGCGACGUGGGCAUCGUCCCGAAGAACAUGGGCCAUUUCAUCGAGAACCUGAGCGACGACGAGCCGCUUGAGGUGCUGGAAAUCUUCCGCGCAGACGAGUUCAAAGACUUCUCGCUCUUCCAGUGGUUGGGCGAGACUCCUCGAAAGCUGGUUGUGGACCACAUGUUUGCUACAGACCACAAGACGGGAGAGAAGUUUCUCGAUGCAAUUUGGGAUGCCGAAAAGGAUCCUAUCAAGGGUCGCGUCGGUAUUGACGAGGAGGACAAGGAGGAGUUGUAAAUAUUUACUCAUGUGCAAGGCGCGGGUUCAGUUGUGAGAUGAGCGAACACGGUCGGCGUUGGUGCUGGUGCUUGCAUGUAAAACACGUAUAUUGGGCCCCCGACUAAGCUCCCAGUUUG